Molecule: messenger RNA, 4389 nt
Organism: Tetranychus urticae (two-spotted spider mite)
Lineage: Eukaryota; Metazoa; Arthropoda; Arachnida; Trombidiformes; Tetranychidae
Gene: SelT
Product: selenoprotein T
Biological process (GO): cell redox homeostasis
Cellular component (GO): endoplasmic reticulum membrane
Molecular function (GO): thioredoxin-disulfide reductase (NADPH) activity
Source: RefSeq, a predicted model, not a curated record
UCCUUGCAAUGAUUUGAUUGUUUUGAUAUUUUAAUGAAAUUUAACUGUUAAAUAACCUGUCUUUAAGACAGUGCCUUAAUUCAAUAAAUCUUGUGGUUUCCUGAUUAAUGAUUUUCAAGUUGUAAACUUAGUCAACUAGGCCGAUGUAACUAAAUUUAUUGUGUUUAUUCAAAUUCAUCUCUAUAUCUUUCCUUGCAAAGCAGUGAUUUAUGCUCCUCAAUUUUGUAAAAUUUAUAAAUCUGUAGAUUCAACUUCUCCCAAUCAAUUUGAUUAUUUAUUGAAGGCUCAAUAUACAACUUUGCAAUGAUUCCUAUGGAAAGAUAUGUUUUCUCUGGUCUUUUAUCAGUGUUUUUGCUGCUAACAAUUCGAGACUUAUUCAUUCGAGAGUCACCUAAACCAGAUGAUGUUUAUAAUUUCAAAAAGCAAAUACCCGAAACCCAAUUUUCAAACAUUAUCAUUGGACCAGCUAUCCGUAUAUCAUAUUGCUAUUCCUGUGGAUACAAAAGAGCUUUUGAAGAGUAUUCUCGUGUAAUAAAGGAGAGAUAUCCUCAAAUCACAGUUGUCGGAGAAAACCAUACACCAAAUUUCAUCCGCCUUGCUAUCGCUCAAACUUUAUCAUUUGGAAAAUUUGUGGUCAUUGGUUUAAUUGUUUCUAAUAUAAACCCCUUUUCAUACUUCGGUAUGAUUACGCCAACUUACUGGAACAUGUUGGCUCAGCACCGACUCUAUGGCUCCAUGAUGAUUUUCUUCAUCUGUAACACCUUAGAGAGUUAUCUGAUGAGUACUGGUGCCUUUGAAAUCACAUAUAAUGGUGUUUUAAUAUGGUCUAAACUAAAGAAUGGUCGUAUGAUAUCACCUCAAGAAUUAUUCUCACUCAUCAGUUUAGAAGAAGAUUUGACAAAAGGAAAUAUUCUGGACUACAAUCCAACAUCUUAACAUGAGGAAAAGUUAUAAAAUUUGUAAAAUCUGAAUUCCAAAUGUUUGCAAAAAUCGUGAAGAUAUGAUUAUGUAUUUAUGGUAUUAAUUGUUUAUUAAUUUAUCCUUAGCUUUUUGAUUUGAAGAGAUUUAAUAGAUCAAUUUUUCACAUUCACUUUUCUCUACAUCUCUAUCCACUAGCAAAAUUUUUUUUUGUUUCCUUCUAUUGUUACUAGCUUUUCAUUUGCUUGAUGUCUUCAAUUAUCCACUUUUUGUCAACACCAUAUGACUUACUAUUCCUAUGACCUAGAACCUUUUUUUAUUACAUUGCUAAAUUUACAUUUGCAAAUCCUGAUUGAAUCGAACAAGUUUAUUGUCUCUGAAUUUCAGUAAUAUUGUGUAAACUAAAUCAAUAUCAAUUGAUAUUUAUCAACAUCUUCAAAAGGUCAACUGACUUCAAAAAGAGUUUGAUCAGACUAUGAUUGUUCUUUCUCUGAUUAAUUUGAAUUCAUCUUCCAAAGAUUGGUAAUCAAGUCGAAGUUUGUCAAUCAGGCUCAAUUCCUUCAAUUUAGAUAAAUAAACCCAUGUGGAACUUUUUGUUUCUAUAUAUUUGAAUGAUGCAUCCAACUAUUUAUUCAAAUAAUCACACUGACUCAAUGAGUAAAGGAAGGAUCUCCUUUAAUCUUUGCACUGACUCUAAAGUAGUAAUCUAAAAAUAAUCUUUAAUAACUACUUAAUUUUGAUCAUUUCAAGUGAAAAUUUAAAUCUGAGAUUGGUGUGAUAACUUAAUUCGCCUGAUAAAUUUUUAAUUUUAAUUGUUGAUGGGUUUAUCGUAAACUAAGACAAGUCUGAAGCUCACAUCAAGGAAAAUUAGGUAAAGUAAUUUCCCUGCUUGUUAUGCUAUAUUUGUAACACACCCAAAUAAGGCUCAAGAAUAUAACACACUCAAAUGAUACAAAGAUAUUGCAUCUUCAAACCCUUUCAAUCUCCACCCUUAUUGAUCUUAUUAUUAUAUUCCAUGAUUGUUAAAGACCAAUGUAAUAGUUAUAUAUUGGAGAUUUUAGAAUAAAAGUUCAGUUCAGUUGGAACUCCCAGGAGAAGAAGUUGAAGUUUCCUUUCAAUUAAUGCCCAAAUUGAGGCCGUUUUGUGUGUUCUUUUCUUCUCUGUUUCUCUUUUUAGGCACACACUCACUUUAAUUAAACAUCUUUUCUUGCCGUGAUCUCUUUCUCACCAUGGAUUCCUUAUUGUCAGUUUCGUUAUGACCACCAUUUCGACCAUCAAAUAUUUUAACCACUAAUACUUUAACUUACCUUCAAAAACAACAAAAUAUAAGUCACCAUCAUUAUCAUCAACAAGAAAGAUCAUAAAAAUAAAAAAUAAUAUUUCAACUGAAGUAUCAAUAUCCAAUUCUGAUAGUGGUCAUCACUGUCUAUUGAAUUUGCUAUCGAUUUGUGAGCAUCACUAUAACAAUGAUUUGCUAUUUUAUCCUAUGCUUCUUCAAUCAAAAACAUAAUUUUUGUCAUCAUCUCACGCCGGCUUCAAUGAAUUGAAAAUCUUGCAAACCAUUCUCAUAAACAAAAAGAAUCUUAUAUUGUGCCAGUUUUCAUCAACUUAACAAGACUAAAGUCAACUAAACCAACGAUUGACCACCAGAGAACCAGGAAAUCUGAAAAUAAACAUCAACAAAAUCAAUCUGCAAAGCAUAUAAGUAUUACAAAUUUUAUUAUCAAAUUUGAAGGUUUUGGCUGCUUCUGAUUAGCCAAACGUUGCACUAUUCAAUUGAUAGAACUCAGUUCGCCAUUCUUAUCUGAGCCAAUAAGUAACUAAGAGUAAGCUAACCUAACCUAACGUAACUUAACCUAAGCUCAAGAAUACAGAACGUAGUUCGCCAUUCACGUCUGAGCCAAUAAGUAACUAAGAGUAAGCUCAAGAAUACAGAACGUAGUUCGCCAUUCACAUAUGAGCCAAUAAGUAACUAAGAGUAAGCUAAAGAAUACAGAACCUAGUUCGCCAUUCUUAUCUGAGCCAAUAAGUAACUAUGAGUAAGCUAACCUAACCUAACGUAACCUAACCUAAGCUCAAGAAUACAGAACGUAGUUCGCCAUUCACGUCUGAGCCAAUUAGUAACUAAGAGUAAGCUAACCUAACCUAACGUAACCUAACCUAAUAACCUAAGCUCAAGAAUACAGAACCUAGUUCGCCAUUCACAUCUGAGCCAAUAAGUAACUAAGAGUAAGCUAAAGAAUACAGAACGUAGUUCGCCAUUCACAUCUGAGCCAAUAAGUAACUAAGAGUAAGCUAAAGAAUACAGAACCUAGUUCGCCAUUCUUAUCUGAGCCAAUAAGUAGCUAAGAGUAAGCUCAAGAAUACAGAACGUAGUUCGCCAUUCACAUCUGAGCCAAUAAGUAACUAAGAGUAAGCUAAAGAAUACAGAACCUAGUUCGCCAUUCUUAUCUGAGCCAAUAAGUAACUAUGAGUAAGCUAACCUAACCUAACGUAACCUAACCUAAGCUCAAGAAUACAGAACCUAGUUCGCCAUUCUUAUCUGAGCCCAAUAGUAACUAAGAGUUAGCUCAAGAAUACAGAACCUAGUUCGCCAUUCACAUCCGAGCCCAUAAGUAACUAAGAGUAAGCUCAAGAAUACAGAACCUAGUUCGCCAUUCUUAUCUGAGCCAAUAGUAACUAAGAGUUAGCUCAAGAAUACAGAACCUAGUUCGCCAUUCACAUCCGAGCCCAUAAGUAACUAAGAGUAAGCUCAAGAAUACAGAACCUAGUUCGCUAUUCUUAUCUGAGCCAAUAGUAACUAAGAGUAAGCUCAAGAAUACAGAACCUAGUUCGCCAUUCACAUCUGAGCCAAUAAGUAACUAAGAGUAAGCUCAAGAAUACAGAACCUAGUUCGCUAUUCUUAUCUGAGCCAAUAGUAACUAAGAGUAAGCUCAAGAAUACAGAACUUAGUUCGUCAUUCACAUCUGAGCCAAUUAUUAAAAAUUCUUACUCUAGCUUAUGAUGUCUUCAUAAUCGCGCGUUGAUCGUCUUUCUAGUCAUGCGAGAAAUUCAAACAAAUACUGGCCUUAAUUGCGAUUACGUUGAUUGUGAAUUUUGAAUUUGGUGGACAAAAUCUUGUCAGUUCUCUUGGUCCAGCAUUUGGAGUUCAGUCUAAUUUAAGAUUAGACAAAAAGAGGCUACCCUUUUGGUGAAUAUUUACUGGUCAAUUUCAGUAUUAUACAAGCUCGUGUUGAUUCCGUUGACAAUAUACUUUGCUGCUGUAACUUUGAUUAUACCAUUUACUUUGCAACAAUUUACUAAUUCAUUUUAUGCAUUUUUUUUGUAAUUCUCAUGGUUAAAUUUUACAAGAAAAGUUCUCCAAAUAGAAAUUAAUUUCAAGAUUUCUCAAACUGAAAUAACUUUCUUUUUGCAUGGGCUUCAUGUGCCAUGAAAAUAUUAAUAAAAUGUUGAACUCUCUUCUAGUAUAAA